AUGGAGCAGACUACUACAGAUCACCGACAGGCGUCAAGCCUACAAUCCGAACCUCGAAAGCACCCCCACAAGUCCGUUCGUGUUGCUUUCGGCCCCGAUCUCGAAACUCACAUCCCCCCCCGCGCUAUCUCCCCCGCGCCCGUUGCUGGACAUCACCGAUCCUUUACCACCGUUGAGGUGAAACAGCCACCUGUGAUCACACCUGAAAGACCCACGAGCUCGUCAGCCGGCGAAAACUCAGCUAUCCUCGAUGCAAACCCGCGAUCGGCCAUGGAUCGACCGCAGGAGUCCGCGCGGCCCACCGCGGCCCUGAAGAGAGCCAAGAGCGAUUAUGGACCUAGGGUGGGAUUUGACAAAGCCAUCAAUGAUGAUGAAGAAGAAGAAGACAUUGCUAUGCGUCAUGGUUGGCAGGAAGAGUAUACUUCUAGCGAGUACCUGAAAGUCCUGCACUCGAAUUUCUACAUGUACUUUACAGAGAAGCGCCAUGAGACGAAUGGCAUUCCACGCGAUCCCGUUGGAAGCUGGCCGAGUCAGGAUUGGCGCAUGAAGGACCGGCUUAAAACAGUCUCCGCCGCGCUUGCGAUAUGCUUGAACAUCGGUGUUGAUCCUCCCGAUGUCGUGAAGACCAACCCCGCGGCAAAGCUCGAGUGUUGGGUCGAUCCAACAUCCACCACAUCGCCUGGAGGUUCAAACAAAAUCAUGGAGCAGAUCGGAAAGAAGUUGCAAGAGCAGUAUGAGACGCUGAGCUUGAGAACUAGGUACAAGCAGUAUCUUGAUCCUUCAGUGGACGAGACCAAGAAAUUCUGCAUAUCAUUGCGUCGUAACGCCAAAGAUGAAAGGGUGCUUUUCCACUACAACGGUCACGGUGUCCCUCUUCCUACCCAGUCGGGUGAGAUCUGGGUCUUCAACAAGAACUAUACCCAGUACAUACCGGUCUCACUCUACGACCUGCAGUCAUGGCUCGCAGGCCCGAGUCUGUUCGUCUUCGAUGUUUCGCAUGCGGGCAACAUCGUUUCCAAUUUCCACACAUUUGUCGAGAAGCACGAGAAGGAGAAUGUCGAGGCAAUAAAGCGGGACCCGAACGCCAUCGUACAGAAUUACGGGGAUUGUAUCAUUCUCGCAGCAUGCCACAAGAACGAGUCGUUGCCUACGAAUCCAGACCUUCCUGCAGAUCUUUUCACCUGCUGUCUUACUACACCGAUCGAGAUCGCGUUGCGCUUUUUCAUACUUCAAAACCCGCUUCAAACCAACAUCUCCAUUGACGAAUUCAGGGUGCCUGGUCGUUUGCAGGACCGUCGAAGCCCCUUAGGAGAGUUGAAUUGGAUUUUCACUGCGAUUACUGAUACGAUAGCUUGGAACACACUGCCGCGAGCCCUCUUCAAGAAGCUCUUCCGCCAAGAUUUGAUGGUGGCUGCUCUGUUCAGGAACUUCCUAUUGGCUGAGCGGGUGAUGCGCACAUACAAAUGCCAUCCAAUCUCAUCACCUGAGCUACCAGAGACCCAUCAUCACCCUCUGUGGAAAAGCUGGGACCUGGCCGUUGAAAUGGUUUUGUCACAGCUUCCAGCUCUUAUCGACCAUGAAGAAGGUCGCAGGCAAUAUGAGUACCAGCACUCGACAUUCUUUGCAGAACAGCUCACCGCGUUUGAGGUGUACCUGUCGUCUGGCCCAACGGAGAAGAAUCCACCUGAUCAACUUCCUAUUGUCUUGCAAGUUCUCCUGAGUCAGGCACAUAGAUUGAGAGCCCUGAUCCUGCUGAGCAAAUUCCUCGACCUGGGACCUUGGGCUGUUCACCUGGCCCUGAGCAUCGGUAUCUUUCCUUACGUCGUAAAGCUUUUGCAGUCUGCAGCUCAAGAGUUGAAACCUGUCAUGGUCUUCAUCUGGGCAAGGAUUAUGGCCGUCGACCACACUGUUCAAAACGACCUACUGAAGGACAAUGGGAUUCACUACUUCAUCUCCAUCCUCAAUCCAUCCUCUCCGAUUCCGGUGGGCAAUGCUAGCGAGCAUCGAGCUAUGUGCGCGUUCAUUGUCUCAAUCUUCUGCAAAAAUUAUCCUCAAGGUCAAAAUGUGUGCCUUUCCGCUGAACUUUUUGACUCUUGUCUCAAACAUCUAUUGGAUGUCGAGAACCCUCUACUGAGACAAUGGUCGUGUCUAUGUAUCAGCAUGUUGUGGUCCGACUUUCCAGAAGCGAAAUGGAUGGGUAUCCGUUGCGCCGCUCCCGCCAGGCUCUGCGAACUCAACUUCGACCCUGUGCCCGAAGUACGCGCUGCUAUGUUGCAUGCAGUCACGACCUUCUUGGGCAUUCCGGAUUUGACCGAUCAGGUUGCGCAGAUUGAAGAGACUCUGGCUAUGGCAGUCUUGCCGAUGUCAUCCGAUGGCAGCGUAUUAGUGAGAAAAGAACUAAUUGUCUUCUUUUCAGCUUUCGUCAGACGUUACCAGAACAAGUUUUUGAUUGCGGCAUACGAAGAAUUCCAGGACGAGAAGCAAAACCUAGUUUCGAAGUUGAAACACGCAGGUUCCCGGCUUCCCAGUGAGAAGGAGAUAUCGGAGAUUUCUGUUAAUUCCAAGAAGUCGCAUAGCCUGUCACGGAAUACUACCUUUGGAACCAUCUGGAAGCAACUGCUAAUUCUCUCUGUUGACCCCCAUCCCGAUAUUGCGCAGGACGCAGGCACGAUCGUGGACUAUAUCCACAUCUGCCUUCUGGACUCCCCUAUGGCCUCAUUGACUAACAAGAUUCGAGACGAGAUUCUGGACCUCUCUAGCCGGGUUUCUCAGAAAUUGCAGGUCGAAAAGCCAGAAUCGAAGAAGACCGCGCCUCCGCCAACACCACCUGCUGCCGCCCCUCCCAAACAGGAAGGCUAUCUUUCACUAAGCAUCAAACGGACUGCGAGCGUGGCUGCCUCGCUUAAGAAUCUGGCCUUCGGCGGUUCUAAUGCGUCAGAGCCUCAGUCGCCCCAGUCGCCACAAGCUCUGACCGCACCUAAGAGUCGAAUGCCUAUGACCCCCAGAGGACGAGCCCCGCCCGAAUGGACACGGCCCCCGGAAGUGAACGACCAAGUUGCUCCUGCAACAGCCUAUAAUCAAGCUCCGACCCCUACAUCGCGAGGCUUUGAGCUACGGGAACCUUUUGCGGUCCCAGCUAUCCCCUUGAUAAGUCGGUUCCUGGACUGGUCCACAGAGUAUUUCCGGGAACCCCAGAUGAAACCCAAUGAGCCCGACGAGCCCGGCAGUGCCGACUACAACGAGCGCCUCUGGAGACGAAGCCGCAAUGAAAAGAUUAUUUCGGAGACCCAACCCCUCAAGGGCAAGGCGGGCAGCAGCCGCUGGGACAAUUCAUUGUGUCUUCUCUCUAACAGUAGUCAGCCUCUUAAAAUGUGCUUCCAUCAGUUUGAGGAUCACAUUGCAGUCGCCGAUGACAAAGAUACUAUCGCAAUUUGGGAUUGGCAAAGGCACAAGCGUCUCAAUCGCUUCUCCAAUGGCAACCCGGCUGGCUCCAAAAUCAACGAGGUUCGGUAUAUCAAUGAAGAUGACCAAGCUCUCUUGAUGACGGGGUCAUCUGAUGGUGUGCUGAAAGUUUUCAGAAAUUAUGAGUCGGCGCACGACGUGGAAAUUGUUACUGCCUUCAGAGCUUUACCCGAACUCAUUCCCAGCAAUCGCAAUGCUGGACUUGUUCUGGAUUGGCAACAAGGCCAGGGUAAGGCGUUAGUUGCAGGUGACGUGAAGGUCAUUCGGGUGUGGAACGCUGCCACCGAAGUUUGCACGAAUGAUAUCCCUGCUCGUUCGGGCUCCUGUAUCACUUCCUUAACAUCCGAUCAGGUCGCGGGCAACAUUUUCGUGGCGGGAUUCGGCGACGGUGCAGUCCGGGUGUUUGACCAGCGUCUCAAGCCCACGACGUCCAUGGUCAAGGUCUGGCGCGAGCACAAGCAAUGGAUUACCAACGUUCAUAUGCAACGUGGCGGUUUGAGGGAGCUUGUAUCCGGUAGUCGCAACGGAGAGAUCAAACUCUGGGAUCUUCGCAUGGACCUUCCCUUCUCUACUUUCUCUGCCACGAACGACACACUGCGUACAUUAAGCGUCCAUGAACAUGCUCCGGUCUUCAUGGUAGGCACAAACCGCCACGAAGUCAAAACCUUCAACGUCGACGGAACCUAUCUCUCGACCUUCGAGCCCUACUCCAGCUUCCUCCACCACAACCGCUCCUCCCCGAUCGCCAGCACCGCUUUCCACCCUCACCGUACCAUCCUGGCCUGUGCUGCGCUCAACGACCACCACGUAAACUUGGUGAAGUGCUAG
Molecule: messenger RNA, 4290 nt
Organism: Aspergillus homomorphus CBS 101889
Lineage: Eukaryota; Fungi; Ascomycota; Eurotiomycetes; Eurotiales; Aspergillaceae
Product: ubiquitin-binding TORC1 subunit KOG1
Exons: 6
Coding region: 1-4290 (1429 amino acids)
Biological process (GO): regulation of autophagy; positive regulation of cell growth; TOR signaling
Cellular component (GO): TORC1 complex; cytoplasm
Molecular function (GO): protein-macromolecule adaptor activity; protein binding
Source: RefSeq, a predicted model, not a curated record